Neohortaea acidophila is the source of this 894-nucleotide messenger RNA. RefSeq names its product ATP GTP binding protein. Gene Ontology annotation, cellular component: kinesin complex. The record is from RefSeq and is a predicted model, not a curated record. The transcript has a single exon. The annotation marks the transcript as partial. Gene Ontology annotation, molecular function: protein binding. Lineage: Eukaryota; Fungi; Ascomycota; Dothideomycetes; Mycosphaerellales; Teratosphaeriaceae.
AAUAGCGCGACGUCCCUCGGGAACAUUGCGCUGGUGCUCCAGAGGCAGGGCAAGUACGAGGAGGCGGAGGCCAUGAACCGGCAAGCCAUCGAAGAGAAAGAGCAUGUGCUGGGAAAGGAGCACCUAAGCACGCUGAUUAGCAUGGAGAACCUCGCGAUGGUCCUCAAGGAGCAGGGGAAGUACAAGGCGGCGGAGCAAAUGUGUCGGCGCGCGCUCGACGGCAAGGAAAAGGCGCUCGGCAAGGAGCACAGUAUGACGCUGCAGGGCAUGAACAACCUCGCCACCAUCCUCCAGGACGAAGGCCGAUACAAGGAAGUCGAGCAGAUAAAUCGGCGCGUGCUCGAAGCGCAGGAAAAGGUGCUCGGCAAGGAGCAUACCGAUACGCUCACGAGCGUCAACAACCUCGCGAGCGUGCUGUGCGAGCAAGGUAAAUACGAAGCGGCGGAGGAGGUCUACCGGCGCGCGGUGGCGGGACGGGAGAAGGCGCUGGGCCGCGAGCACCCCGACACGCUGCUGAGCGCAGACAGCCUUGCAGUAGCCCUCUGCAAGCAAGGGAAAUACGAGGAAGCCGAGGAGCUGCAACGCCACGCACUCGCGAGCCUGCAGAAAGUGAACGGAAGGGACCACCCGCACACAUUCUUAGUCCUCGCCAACCUCGCCGCCACCCUGCAAACGCAGAAGAAGUACGAGGCGGCGGAGCAGAUGACGCGGCAGGCGCUCGAGGGCAAGGAGAAGCGGCUUGGCCCCGAGCAUCCCAGCACGCUGCUGACGGUCGCGAACCUGGCUUUUCUGCUGCAUAAGAAGCAGGAGUACGCUGCUGCUGCACCGCUCUAUGCACGAGCGUCGACAGGAUGUGUCAAGGCUCUUGGCCCGUCGCACCCGGACACGCUGAUG